AUGGACCGAGAUCCUCUUCAUGACAGUGUCCUUGAGGACGCCACUGCCGCUGAAGGGGCCGAGGAAGAGGAUGCUGAGAGUGACAAUGUGUCGGCUCCUACUUCACCAAUGACGGCGGCAGAACGGGCACAUCCGAUCACUGCACCUCCGCUCCAUGGCCCACCAAAUGGACCUCCUCCACCUCGGCCAGUUAAUGCUCCGCCGACCAUGGCCCACUUCCGAGCUCGCAGGACUGAACCCAGUGCAGGAUCCUCGGCCUCAGCUGGUGUGGAUUCAAUGGGCAUUGCUGCGACUUGGCCUACACGGGUUCCGCAGCAUGCAGCCGAGGGAGCUCCAAGGUGGCAUCGCACUCUGGCGGCUAACGUCCUCCACCAUCUCCAAUUGACUGGACCGGCCUAUGUGCGAGCCCCUGACUAUGCCGAGGUUGCCACAUGGAGGUCUCUCCUGAUCAGCCUCAGGGAGGCUACGCCGGCUGAGGAAUAUAUGCUCGAGCCAACCAACCCUCAGGACCUUCGCAAUCCCCUCUUUGAUCCACCGGAUGAUGAUGAAGACCAUGACGAUCAAGAGGUGGACGGGAUGGAACAGGCACAGGAAUCAGAGGGGCCUACGCAUGACCCCAACACCUCGGACUCUGACUCCAACGAGGCGAGCGAAGUUGCUGCUGUACGCCCAUCCUCUGCUCCCUUGGCUAUGACCUCCACUACCACUACAUUGCCACCUGUGCCUGCCCACCUGGAUCCUGCUGAGCACACCGGCCUGGGACCUGAUGCUGCCGGCAUGCUGUAUGAGUCGGAGGACGGGUUGGUGUGUUUUGACCUGGGACAGGCUACUGAGUGCCUACAAGCCACUCGAGAAAGGCUCCACAUGUAUCGUGAGGACCACCGCCGCAACCGGCAUCGGGAGUCAUCGACCCAGGCAGCAGGACCAGAAAGUCGAUCCAGAUCGCGAUCACCCGCUCCGGAUUCAAGCACCAGGUGGUCUCUUUUGGUCCUCAUCCCCAUUCCCUCUUCCCUUAGGACCCUAGUUACGUCCAAUCAUGCCCAAGCUGCAUUGCCUGGCUCUGCAUACCCCCCAGGUGACGCAAGAAGGUUGAUUGGGCUGCCUCAUGGCACUCACACGGCGACUCAGCCCUGUGCUGGAGGAAAGGUGAGCCUCUCAGCCAAAGCCGGCACUGCCCUUCGUCCCGUUAGCACCUCCGUAGGUGCUUCCGCCACUGAUUCGGCAUCCACCACAUCUCGUACACUAUGCCGCCCGGGUCCCAAGUCCCGGGGACUGCUGUCCCUGUACCUGCGUGGAAUCCUACUUCUUACGUCUUUGCAAUCCGCUCGUGCAGGUCAGCAGCCAGAAGCGAGGGUUGCAACCCUUGCCGCCGAGGUUGCGGGAGGUGCAACUCUUUCACAUAACCUCCCUGCUUCAUCACCGAAGCCAGGCGGCUUCCCUGCCACGACUCGCCCAGCUCUCACCAUGCCUUAUUCUAGAAGUGCAAAGCGGGCAUAUCAGAGAGCAUGCAACCGUGCUAUAAAUUUUGGACACACUCGCUACAGAGGUCGCACAUUGCUGGCCUCCCAAGUUCCGGCUGAGCUUCGCCCAGUUGGACCCUCAGGCAACCGCCAUGCCCACCCUAGACCACGGCCAUCGCCUUGUUCACAGGACUCUGGACUUCACAUUAUGUCUUGGAACGCGGGCGGUCUCGGAGCUGGCGGGGACCUCUACUCGGAGUUGAUGAAUUUCCUCACCAACUCAACCCUAGACCUGGCAGUGAUCCAGGAGACUCGCUGGACGGAGUGCCUCGAGUUUACUUCAGGCCCGUGGACGUGCCUACACUCAGGCUGUCGCGCACAUAAACAGGGUGGAGUCCUGGUCUUGGUUCACUCUAGAGUAACAGCUCCUUCGCGCAUUCGGUAUGAGCACCUGCUCAGGGGACGAUUGAUUCACGUGAGAGUACCGCUGCCCGGGGCAGAUCACAGGCACAUUCAUAUUCUUGCGACUUAUCAGAAGACACACGACCCCCGCAAUGCACAAGCUCUGCCUCUACGCCGGCAGGUGUGGAAUGCACUACACAAGUGCUUGCGUAAUCUUCCAGCCAGAGACCAAGUGGUCCUCAUAGGGGACUUCAACACCACGCUCCGUGAGAUGACCCCACACGUCGGCAGGUUCGUGGGAGCACCGCUGGCUCACCCGCCGGAGGACAUCCCAGACUUUGAGGCACUGCUGACCACCUACAACCUGGUCGCACUGAACACGUGGUACCCCUCGCCAGGUGGACAGUCCACCUUUCAUUGGGGAGAGGCUCAGUCUCAGAUUGACUACAUCAUAGUCCGGAGAGGCGAUGCACCCACUGUGUCGCGCAAGGUCAGGCUUCUUCGGGGCACGCCGCUGGGUGCCUCCAGACGAAGUGGUGCAUAUCAUGUGCCCCUUGCCACCCGCCUCCCAACUUCCAAACCCUACUGGCUCAAUGUUGGUAAACCUCGUGUGCCCAAAGCCGACCAAGAAGCCCUCCUUGCUGCCCUAGAUAAUCCCUGUGACCUUGUCAGCCUUGGAAAAAUCGCAGGUAUCAGGUUGGAAGUAAGCCGCCACAUCGCCAGACACUCAACCUCCUCCUCUAUACUUGCAGGAAUCCAAUCUCUGCACACCGUCAUGCAUCAGGCAUGCUGCCACUACUUCCCGCCCAAUGCUCCGAAGGCUGGUGCACCACCUUGGCAAACCGGUGCCGUGCAACAAGGCGUCAAGGACAUGUGGCAAAAAUGGAGAGCUUUCAAACAGGUGCGCAAGCAAGGCCUCCGAGGCUGGUUCCAGGCCUGGAAGGCUUGGAAAGCCUACAAUAAACAGUACCAAGAGCACCAGCGCAGAUGUAAAGCCGCUCGCAAAUCUGUUCUCUUGACGGCCAUGCAGGAAGCCGAGCAACAUGCCCUCAAGCACAACUCCAGGGGGAUCUACCAGAUCGUCAAAAGGCUUGCGCCCAAACAAGCACGUCGGCAAAUGCAACUACGAAGCUCAGAUGGUCAGAUGCUCUCGCCCAGCGAGGAACUGGAACUGCUGAGGGAACACUUCCAGACUCGGUUCACUGCGUCUCAACCUAUGGAUGCAUCGCUGGCAGACCUUCACUGGCCCUGCGCCCAGCAUCCCCUCCUAGAAGCACAACCCCUGUGCCAGGCCAUCCAAUCAGUGCCCCGCCGCAAAGCUGUCCCACAGGGCCACCCACCUAGUGCAUCUUGGAGACUGUGUGCUGAUUUGCUGGCUCCGUGGCUGAGCUCCCACCUCAAUGAGGCCUGGUGCCAAACUGCGAUCCAGGUGCCACGUUGCUGGUCCGAUGUGGAUCUAGCCCUAGUUCCCAAACCCGAAAAAUCCGGGCGAGAACCGAAAGACUACAGGCCAAUUGGUCUGGCAUGCCCGUUGGGGAAGAAGCUACUUGCUGCACUGGUCCAACCACAUGUGGCUGGCCUCACUGCUCAGAUGCAAAGCUAUCCUCAGUAUGCAUACCAAGCGGGUAGAUCGCAGCUUACAGCCCUCCGGCGAGUGUUCAGCCACUGUGCUCAGGUCCGACUUGAACUUCAAAAGCACCGCAAAGACCUUCAUCAGCGCUUUGCCGGUGCUGUCCCUGUGCCCCUGUUUGGUGCAAUGAUGGUGACCAUUGACCUCACGCAGGCCUUCGACAAGAUGCCCCGCUCCAAGCUGUAUGCAGGCAUGCGCCACCUUGCUCUUCCUGAUGAUCUGAUACAUGUGCUAAUGCAGUGGCAUGCUGGAAUCCACUACACCAUUCAUCACGACGAGGCCUCUCGUACCUUCAGGGCCACGCAGGGCAUCCGUCAGGGCUGCUCGGUCGCUCCCCUACUAUGGCUGAUCUUCUCACAUGAAGUGAACAGAGCACUUGCGAACCAAGUUGGUUACGAUCUUGUCUGUAGGCUGCUGACCGUGUUCGCAGACGACUAUCAUGUCGCAGACUCCUUUCACUCUCUAGUUGAAUUUGAGGCGCUCCUCAGUGUGCUCGGUGUCCUGUUUCGGAUCUUAGCAGCUUUUGGCAUGCAGGUCUCGGACAGCAAAAGCAGAAUGGUGCUUGCCCUACGUGGCUCACUCAGCAACACGAUCCGCCGCAAGUACGUGCGCCCCAAUCCCAAUGGUGAAGGCAAAGUUCUUCGCAUCCACACUUCGACAGGCCAGCUCAAUCUACCUUUGGUAGACAGCUUCGUCUACCUGGGUGCACGUGUCAGCUAUGGUCCCUUUGAGAACCAGACCCUGGAGCACAGGCUGGCCAAAGGUGAUGCCACUUACCAUCGGCUGGGCAAGGUCCUUAAAGGGAGACACCACCUCUCCACCAGACAAAGGGUCCACUUGUGGAGGUCCUGUGUGUGGUCCGCCGUCUCCUACAGCCUCACAGCUUGUGGCCUCACCGAGGCUGGCUUGCAACGCCUCAAUACGGCCAUGGUUAAACAACUACGUGCGAUCCUACGCCUACCAGCGCACAUCACUUUGACAACCAAUGCACAGGUAUGUCAGGCAGCAGGGCUUCUACUGCCCCAUCAACAGCUUCUCGCUCUGCUGGACACGGAGGGUCACCGCCUUGAAUCCGAGCCUCCCAGUGACUUAAUCUGUCACCCCAAGUCGGAUUGGUGGAAGCAGGUCCGCACCAGCUUCCUGUACGAAGUCCCGGCCAGCUUGACCCGUCUGCCUGAGCAGACCCAAAAGGCCUGGAGCUGUCCACACUGUGGACUCCACUACCCCAGUCGUGCCACUCUUAAGACACACAUUGCCAAAAAGCAUGCUGAUGUUGUGCAGGCGGAUCGACCUACCUUUUCGAGGUUGGAGGAUGCAGUGAACGGCCUACCUCAGUGCCGGCACUGUCUGAAAAAAUUCCCUACCUGGCAAUUGCUCUCCAGACAUAUCGAGGGAAAUCACUGUGCAGAUCGUGUGCAAGACCCUGCAGCUAGGGAGGUUGUGGAAACAAGUCCGAACCAGCCCGAGCUUCUUUCUGCCGAUGUUCAGAAGGGUGGCUCCGAAGUGGCUCUGGCACACCAUGCACAUAUGCAAGCUCUGCUGCUUAGGUAUGGACGCAACAUGAUAUUGCAUCUCCAGCACAGACAGUGUUAUCAUCAGCAUUGCCUCAUUUGUGGACAAUGGACGGCCACGUCCAAGGUGAUGAAGACGCAUUAUAAAGGGACACAUCCCCAACUUCACUCCCUUGCCUCCCAAGCGACUAAGCUGUGCCAAUCCUUCCCCUCGGGUGGAACUCCAUGCCAGUACUGCGGUGUCACAGCGGAGUCGGAACAACCACACAAGGCAGUGCGACUCAACAACCUCGGCAAGCGGGGCAGGCCUCAGGAGCCUCUGCCAAACAAUCCACCCUCCAAUCCCUCUGGCUGGCAAGGGGGCGGACACAGCAAGGGCAAAGGUCGCGGAGGCCAGAGAGGGCAAACAGCUCUCAUCAAGGCAAUGGGCCGGCUUCUCAUCCGCCAGGAGACCAGUCUACAGGUGCUCGAACAGAAUUCUGCUUGGAACAUGUACCUUCAGCCGGGUCAGCAGGGACCACUACCCCUACUGUUCAAGACGUCCGAGGCCUACAGGCAAGAAGCGCAGACCAAACAUAUGGAGAUGCCUCUUCGAGCACAACUGCUGCACACUCUGUUUCAGACGGUGCUUCAAUGUGUACAGGCCCUCGGCACGGAUCAGGAACAGCAAAAGGCAGCCCAGGACCGUGGCUGGCUCACGAGCGAAGGCAAGUGGGCUUAUCAGAGAUGGGACCCUGCGGCACAGGCCCUGAUCGUGGAUCCAGAUCGGGCCCCCUUGGAGCAUCAGGAGCUGAUAGCCCUACUAGGGGCCAUGGCGGACGCGGUGAAGCGCAAGGACGUGAUCCACAAGUUCAAUGCCACACACACCGUGGCUGCGGAGCAGACAGGUCCCUCCAAGUUUAUGUUGGAGGUGGGGCUACGAGCCAUGGGAGUGGCAGAGGUCUGGACCGGGCUGGAGAAACUCCAGAGCCUAUCAGCUCUGCAGUUGUGCGGAGUCCAGCUCCGCCGAGAUGGACUCCAAAGGUGCUCUUUGGCCAACGACAUCCAGAAGAUGCUGGGAGAGUUUUGA
Molecule: messenger RNA, 6072 nt
Organism: Symbiodinium sp. CCMP2592
Lineage: Eukaryota; Dinophyceae; Suessiales; Symbiodiniaceae
Source: the annotation of a GenBank genome assembly